AUGGCCUCAAUCAUUCCCACAGGGUCUUACUCUACCACACUAUCUCUCAAGAUGAUUCCAUCAGUUGCCUUUCAAUCAUGGUCUGAUAUCUUGAAAACGGUUGUUGGAAUCUUGGUAAUCAUCGUUACCAUAACUGGAAACACCUUGGUCAUACUGUCCUACCGUCAGGAUCGCAACAUUCGAAAUAUACCAGGUAAUCGAUUUAUCCUCAGUCUUUCCGUUGCUGACCUAAUGGUCGGGUGUGUAUCAAUACCCGUUUACCUGCAACUCUUAAUAUUGAAGAGAUGGGUUCUCGGUGACACCCUUUGCAAGCUCUACAUGGCGUUCGAUUACUUCGUUGUCACUGUAGGAGUAAUGAGUUUGAUCAACAUAAGUCUUGAUCGGUAUUGGAUAGUGAUCAAGAAAUUGAGAUACCGAUCCUUUCAAACCACGCGGAGAUCAAGGAUGAUGAUCGCGGUGAGUUGGCUGGUACCCCUGGUAGUUAUCCCUACACUUCUGUUAUCGUGGCCCUCAAUCUUCGGGGAAGUAGACCAUGCUCUGGAAACCUGCGACACUUCCCAGAUGGUCGAUGGUUCCCUAGGUGUGAUCAUUGUCACCAUCCUGGUCAUACUGCCCUCGUUUUGUAUUUUGUAUCUAAACAUCACACUAUUUAUACGGAUUUGUUUACAACACAGGCGUUUCAGAGGGAAUUCGAAAAGCAGCUCCCAUAGUCAGAUAAAUGUCAUCACUGCAGCUAGUGCAGAUAGGAAUGGUACACGGAUAGCCACUGAGACAGGUGGCGUUGAAAUUGAUAAAACGAAUAACACGAAAAUGGAAGGAUACAGCUCCCGAGACUAUAACCAGGACAACAGCAUUUACCAAGGUUUCACCGAAUCUCAUUACGAUUUCGAUGAAGAACAUGAUAAAAGAAAAAGCGGAACCGAUGAGUUCAUAAAUACUGUCCCAUCAAUCAGCGGUGCCCUAGAACAACCUAGAGGAGAAAAUUACCAAUGUGAUAUCAAGGAACGCGAUACCACACCCACAAAGGACAUUCUUAAGGAAUCUGUACUUAUGAAUAUACCAGCUAUAAGAAGUGACGGAAGAGUCGUAUCUGUAAGUAUGUACCCUCACGAAAGGCACGAGCCUUUAGACCUGGAUCCAAAAGAGCUUGGUCAAAGAAAGAAGUCUUCAGUUCGAUUCCGCAUCCACGAAAAUCGCCAGGUGUCACGGAUCCAACAUGCUGCUCUUAUGCUGAGUACGUUGGUUAUUGUUUUUGUGAUCUGUUGGAUGCCAUUUGCUGUGGUUAAGAUGUAUGAUUGUUUUUCUGAAAGAGGCUCCGUGCCUCCUUUAGUCACCACUUUAACGGGGGACCUCGUGUGGUUGAACUCGACGGUCAAUCCGAUCAUUUAUGCGGUGACAAACCCACGGUUCCGAAAGAAUUUCAUUCGCCUCAUCCACUCCAGGUCAUGUUGCCAAAGUCACUAA
Lytechinus variegatus (green sea urchin) is the source of this 1464-nucleotide messenger RNA. RefSeq names its product muscarinic acetylcholine receptor M3-like. Gene Ontology annotation, cellular component: membrane. Gene Ontology annotation, molecular function: G protein-coupled receptor activity. The transcript has a single exon. Gene Ontology annotation, biological process: adenylate cyclase-activating adrenergic receptor signaling pathway. The coding region runs from base 1 to 1464 and encodes 487 amino acids. The record is from RefSeq and is a predicted model, not a curated record. NCBI's taxonomy places the organism in Eukaryota, Metazoa, Echinodermata, Echinoidea, Temnopleuroida, Toxopneustidae.